UGGAUCUAUCAAUCCACAUACUUAUGUCAAGACCCUCGGCGACUGACCCAGCAAACGCCGAGAUAAGACCCAAGGAUCGGAGGUCCGACAACGGCACGGUGGGGGAGUGGGUGUAGGAGUGGGCACCCAAGAGUUUUUUUUGCAGGUGGAUUGACGUUGGACUUCCUCUCGAUUUUUUUCCUAUCGGCAAUUCACCCUGCUUCUGCUGGAGCGACGUUUAGAGUUAGAUUGGCUUUAUCUACAUAGUAUACAUACUGUGUACUGCUUGCGAGAGAACAAUCUUGUUGCUUUUACUCUACACACUUCAUGAAGUCUUUCUCCAUUUUAUAAAUUGUGUUGCCAGAACUCUAUCUAUAGUCGAGAAUCGGGGAAUUUGAAUUGUGGAAUUUUGCGAAAUACCAAGAAAAGAUCAACAUGUCACUUCCGGCCCACGAGGGCGGCGGCAGCAAUUCCCAACCCCAGAAUCACCACCAGCCAAACCAAAAUCAACUGUCAUCGUCGCAUUCCGUCAUCUCCUCCACUUCCACUUCCACUUCUACCUCCAGCUCCAGCUCCCAUCACCACCAACACCACGCCCCUCAAUCCGAACCCCAAUACCACGACAUCAACAAUGCUGACCCCGACCCCAACGCCCUCGAGAAGCAAUCCACCGUCGCCUCGGGCUUCUCGGCCGCCUUGGAGACCCGCACGCACUCGAUCGUCUCGCGCAUCCGCAGCCGCGAGCCGGGCCAAACCGCCCGCUUCACCCACCCGCUUUCCCACACCAAGACCACCGAGGACGUCAUCGUCGACUUUGACGGGCCGGAUGAUCCCUAUCGGCCUAUGAACUGGAGUUUCCGGAAGAAGGCGAUCACGACGGUUUUGUAUGGGUUGACGACAAUGGGUAUGUUUCCAGGUCUAUCUUAUCUCCGGGGAGGGAUUAGAGUUGGGGUGGCGCAUGCAUGCGGGUGCAUUGCGGAGGGUUUCUGUUCUAUGAGGAUGAUAUGCGUAUGCUAAUACUUCUGAUACUCGAUGAAUAGGUGCUACAUGGGCGAGUUCGAU
Aspergillus aculeatus ATCC 16872 is the source of this 1041-nucleotide messenger RNA. RefSeq lists its product as uncharacterized. Lineage: Eukaryota; Fungi; Ascomycota; Eurotiomycetes; Eurotiales; Aspergillaceae. The record is from RefSeq and is a predicted model, not a curated record. Bases 415 to 996 code for a protein of 193 amino acids. The transcript has 2 exons.